AAAGUGUGUGGCAAUUUGACUUCUAGGUCAAACCGGUCAAUUUACAGUCAGUGUUGCAAGUCUUUUGUCAUAUCCUACCAGUUCUCAGUUUUCAUUCUAUUAACAUGUAUUCUGAUCGUCGUGUAUCCCUAGAUAUAGCACCGCUUGCUAGCUGGGAUUCUUGUUCCGACGAUGAGAAAACGGUUGUUGUGUUAGUCGGUCUUCCUGCUCGUGGGAAGUCAUAUAUAUCUACCAAGCUUUCAAGGUACCUAAAUUGGGUUGGAAUUAAUACACGAGUUUUCAAUGUUGGAGCUUAUCGUCGACUUCAAAUGAAAGAUUACAAUGACCAUAGUUACUUUUCCGACGAAAAUAAUGAAGGCGUAGCACUCAGACAAAAAAUUGCAUCGGAAGCAUUGGAUGACUUAAUCUCCUGGUUAACAUCAGAUGUUGGCAGGAUUGCCGUCUUUGAUGCGACAAAUACAACACGAGAGCGUCGGUUAUGGAUAAUGGAACGGUGUAAAACGCAUAAUUUUCAAGUUAUAUUUGUCGAGUCGAUUUGUAAAGAUAAAAAUUUAAUUCAGGAGAAUGUUUUGGAAGUAAAAGUCAACAGUCCUGAUUACAAAAGUAUCGAUAAAGAAGAAGCGUUAAAAGAUUUUCUUAAACGUAUUGAACAUUAUGAGAAGCGGUACGAAUCAAUUGAUGAUGAUUUGGAUAAGGAUUGGUCGUAUAUUAAAAUAUUUGAUCAAGGCAAACGAUAUCUAGCCAAUCGUAUUGAAGGUAAUAUCAACAGUCGAAUUGUCUAUUAUUUAAUGAAUAUUCGUGUAAACAAACGUACCAUUUAUCUGACACGACACGGUGAAACAGAUCUCAAUAUUCAUGGUCGAAUCGGUGGAGAUGGGAAGCUUUCUGAAAGGGGUGAACUAUAUGCUAAAAAACUUGCAGCAUUUAUGGAACAAGAAAAGUUAGAAAAUCUUAAAGUUUGGACAAGUCAUUUUAAGCGUACUAUUCAAACUGCUGAACAUAUUCAAUGUUCACAGAUGUGUUAUUGGAAAGCAUUGGAUGAAUUAGAUGCUGGUGUUUGUGAUGGUAUGACCUAUGAAGAGAUUCAUAAAAAAUAUCCUGACGAUUUUGCACGACGUGAUGACAAUAAAUAUUAUUAUCGUUAUCCAAUGGGUGAAUCAUAUCAAGAUUUGGUGACACGUCUAGAGCCAGUAAUUAUGGAAUUAGAACGACAAACAUCAGUUUUGGUUAUUUGUCAUCAGGCUGUAGCACGUUGUUUACUUGCCUAUUUUGAAGAUAAAAACAAGGAUGAACUACCCUAUAUUCAUGUUCCAUUACAUACUGUAUUCAAAUUAACACCGACUGCUUAUCGUUGUAUAGUUGAACGUGUAAAAUUGAAUGUACCAGCUGUAGAAACACAUAGGAUGAAACCAGAGAACACUAAAACAACACAUUCUUCAUUUGAAGCAAUGAAAACUGUUCCAGCUGAAUAUUAAUUUUUAUGAUCAAUCAAAAGAUCUCUCUUUAGAAGAUGAUUGAUUUGUCUAUUUUUGUAAAUAAAAACAAACAAAUUAUUUAUAAAUGUCCAAUAUUGAAUAAUGUGUAGUAAGUGUUUAUCACUUUUUCUCUUUUAUUUAUUUAUUGCCGUUUUUUUCUUUGUUUAUUGUUCUAUUCUGUUUCCAUGUUCAAUACCUUAUUGCUUACCUACCCAAUGUACUGUUGUCGUUGUUGUUGUUGUUGUUCGUCUUUUUUAAUCUUAUGGAAUGAAUCAAAUUUCAUGAAAACAACUUAAUGUAGUAUAUAUUUUGUAUGAGACUCUCAUUUAUGGGAUAACCUUUAAGUCACGCUAAAGUGACUAUAAAUGUAGUUCAUCUUACUCAUUUUAUGACUAAAUUGAGGAUUAUAAAUCAUGGUUAAAGAAUGACAAAUAUAAUUGAUAGUUGAUAGUUAAAGGUUAUGAAUUAGAUUUUGGGGUUUUAUCACAAAAAGUGAUAUUGUAUUGAACAGAACACGGGUGAGGACAAUCGAAUGAAUUUAGUAUACAAAUUACAGAGUUACUUGGUAAAAUAGAAAAACUAAAUACUACAUCGUUAAUUUGCAAAAUAUCAUUCCAUUAUAUCAAACUGGACUGUUGCUAUUGCAAUCAUCAUCAAUCCAUUGUCUCACAUUUCAUGAUUUAUGCGUUUUCAUACAAAUUGCAUUGCGUUCCCUCUCUUCCUUUGUUGAUCUUUCCCCAUUUUCUGCUGCCCAGACAUUACGUUCUUGAACUCGCGUCAUAUACUACUUAUAUCAAUAUAAGUAGCACAUACCACAAUAUCAGUUAUGAUGCUAACAUUCUAUUUAGCUAAAUGGUUGUGUGAAUGUCACGCCAAAAAUCCAAGAUCUGUUAUCUUAUACCAUGAUUGAUUUGUCCAUCAUAUAUAAUCUUGCCAGUAUUUUUUGUCUGUGUGUUAUUGUUUAGUUUUAUUUAGUUAAUUCAUUUAAUGAUAUAAAGGUUUCAUUGUAAUUAAACUAUUGAAUUUCAUAAAACAUUUUGCAUAACCAUUAAAUAUCUGGUUUAAUUAUUGAAAGAUCAGUUAUAAACAAUAAUGAUUAUAUAAUAAAUGAUACAUGUAUGUAUAGGUGUUAUGUGUGUGUGUGUAUGUGUGUUCGUGUAUGUAGUUGUUAUGUUCAGUUGGCAUUUUAUCUUAUUCUACGUCAGAGAAUGUCUUCAUUUAUUCUCGUUUUUUUCUUGUUUUGUUUUGUUUUUGUUCAAUCCUUAUUUCAUUUGCUUUAAUCACUCAACAGUUUAAUGUUCUGUUUGUACAGUAACAUACUUUCCGAUUACUUCUCUUUUUUUGGGUGGGGGGGGUAUUAGUGUUUUCCUUUCUCCAGUUUAGUCAUAGUUUGAAACUCCGAAAAAAAAUAAUGUAUUAUUAUUAAAAUUAUUGCCUUUAUUCAAUGUUAUAUUUUUGGUACAGUAUUAGAAUUCUCAACACAACGUAUUUCAACAAGUCUCCAUUUCUUACUUCCUAAUUGAUCCUGACGACCAAUAUUUGAGUGAUUGUCAGUUAGAUGUCGGCAGUUCGGGAAUCGACAUUUGAAUAAUGUAUAUUCUUUUCGAUGCAUAUCACCAGCAACUAUGAUGUCUCUGAUUGGGUUUUCUUGUAACUUGUACAACGAGAUGGUGUAAACUUUUCAUAAACGCACCUGAUUAGGUUAUGCGAUGAAUAGACAUAAUGAUGAGAUGGUGGUUGGAGGUAGUCGACAGGAAACCCUGGACCCGGGUUUCGUGCUACUUGGCACUCGCUAGCAAGGUGUACCUGUAACCUUGAGGAAACUGGUGCUCCCUGGCGGAUUCAACCCCGUGUCACCCAUCUUCACAGUCAGAGACGUUACCACUGAGCUAUCCGAGCCGCGACCGACCUCCUGUAGGACUGAGAUGUAACCACAAUUGCUUGGUCACUGGGUGUUGAUCAAUUUUAUGUGUGUCAAGUCCUUAUUAGUGCAGAUUGAAUGCUAUCGACCAUGUUGCAAUGUGGCCACCAGUCUAGAUGACUCGACACUGCGUGCACUAUUGAAAGAUUAGAUGGUAGUUGGAGGUAAUCGACAGGAAACAAACAAUCAAUAAAACAGAUAACUUAUUAAAAUAUCUAGAUGACAGGAACAGGUAGUUCAGAUAUUCAAACAGGCCACCUUAGAUUGUAUGGAUAGAAUCAGUAUAAACUAUUUUAAUGUGUUAAUUCAAAGUUUUAUAAGGUGAUUAAAUAUAUAUUUUUUUUCAACCAACUCAUAAACUUACACUUUAAUAAAUGUCAUUUGAUUGUAGUAUAAAGAAUUGAAUGUGAUUACGUAAUAAUAAUAAUAAGAAGAACAAGAACUGCCUCAGGUUAUAUGCUUGAUGAUGGUAACAAUCAUGAUUUCAUAAGCACUUAGUAUACAUUCACUUGGUAUUGUUUUACUUGAAUCUUCCCAUUGAUGUUUUUGGACUGAAAUUGAUCAGUCUCUUAUUGGCAUAUGUGCAUACUGUGCGUAUACCUCGAUAUUGCCUUGAUUUACAAACAUUAUAAGCAAAGAUGGUUAGUGGCUAGCAGUGGAAUCCAGGACGCGCGUUUCGUCCUGUUUGGGGCUCGUCAGCUGGAGGUACCUGCAUCUCAGAGUUGAUGUUCACUCUGGGACUCGAACUCAGUACCAUUCGGUUCAAACGCCAUCGCUUUAUCCACGAGUCCCAAACAGGACGAAACGCGCGUCCUGGAUUCCACUGCUAGCCACUAUCCAUCUUUUCUUAUAAUUUAGUAUACAGUUUGAUAAUCAAUGAUUGAGAAUUUUGAAUAGACCAUUGAAUACAAACUAUACCUAACCCAGAAACUCGGUCUACAUGUUUUCAUAUCACUAUUUAUGAAAACAAUUGAAAAUAUUACAGAUAUAGUUAAAUAUCAUUGUAAACUUUUCAUAAACGUACCUAAAUAGGUUAUAAGACUGAUAGUGAUAAUCAUGUGUUAAAACAAAAAUAAAAAAGAAAACAAAUAACUUGUUGAAACAUCUAGAUGACAGGAAUAGGUAGCUCAGAUAUUCAAGUAGGCCUCUAAUCAGAAUCUUAAUGCACAGAUAUUGGAUUAUUAUUACUGUUAUUGUUAUUGUGCCCCCAAAUGCCCUGGUAUGGCCGAGAGUGGGGUGGACCCGCCAUCCCUCUUGAAAUGCUCUCACAUGGCCACGUGCAUACAUCCACUGACAGGGGAGUCUUACUCACUGACUUCUCGUGGCAUUACUGUUGUUUACGAAAUUGAGAGGACGAAAAGCGAAUGUCCGGCGCUUUAACCGGAUCCCAAACCAAUGGUGCACAUGGGCUCCAGUAUCCUGCGGGAACAAAUGGCGUAUGAACCAAUCGUUGGUCACCGGCUACCAUGGGAAUGCAUCUCCUGACGUUGCUCCACUGCCUUGUGGGUCAGACCUUUAGGUCCAAGGCUCAAGGUGUGGCCUCCUAAGAUAACCACCUGCUUUGGUCUGAGCACCCGGGCAGUAUCACAGCCCACACACAAAUAUAAUGAAAAUGUGUGGCGCAUACAUAUUUGGUGCCCUUUUGAACCAAUAUUUAUGUGUUUAAAUAAGAAUAAAUAAAUAAAACUUAUGCCAAUCUGGGCCAUCUUUGGCGCCUUCAUGAUGUUAGUCUGGCUGUAAAAGGUCGGAUCUACAACGCGUCGGUGAGAGCAGUUUUGCUCUAUGCUUGUGAAACCUGACCUCAUCGAGUUGAGGAUGUUAGACGACCCCCUGUGUUUGAUCAUCGUUGUCUCCGAACGAUUACUGACAUCUAGUGGCAACUCCAUGUUAGUAAUGCAGAGGUUCUGUAUCGUGUGUUUGGGCACAAUUGAUGUCACUAUCUUGAAACACCGACUUUAGUGUCUUGGACAUGUUCUACGAAUGUCUCCACAGAGAAUUCCAUGUCGUGCAUUAUUUGGCGACGCUGGGAUAAGUCGGAAAAAACAGAGGUGUUGUCAGUGUUUGACAUGGUGUCGUACAGGACUGACUUCUGUCAGUCCUUCACUUCUCCUUGGUUGGUGUCUUAUAGAUGGUGCUACACAGUGGCUAUAGACACUAUCAGAUAUGGUUCAGAAUAGAAGCCAGUGGCCAUCCUGCUGUAACCUUCUUUUACUUUCUUCAUAAAAAGUGGUUGCUUCUUCCUUAACUGAAAGAUUUCUUGUGAUUGUACCUUUUCGUUCCCUCAUUAUUACUAUUAUUAUUAUUACACUACCUUAUACUAAUCUGUUCGUUAUUGUUCUUUUUUUCUUACACUCCUUACCUUCUUUUCUUCUCUUCGAAUUCUCAUUGUUUUGUGUGGCGCCUAUAUAUUUCGUGCCCUCUUGUAACAAUAUUUAUGUGUUCAAAUAAAUAAAUAAAAUAUUAUUAUUAUUAUAAAAACAACCAAUCUCCAAUUUUGUUUUUAUAAUUCAAAUGAAUAUUUUCGCUGUAAACACGAAACAAAAUUGAUCACUAUAUAAUAUCAGGUGUUCCCAUAAUAAGUAUAUUGUAACCAAUACAGCGUAGAAAUGUUUAUUUCCAAGGAUUAUGCUGAUUUAUUGUAGAAACUAAAGUGAAUUAACUCACAAUAGCAAAUGUGAAUAUUCAACUCGAACUAAUUGAAAGUAAUCACUACAAAGAUCUCGUUAACUGACAUUUAUCAACACUAUAUCUGUAUAGUGCUGAAGAAAUUGAUACUCUGUGUAGAACUUGGACCUACGUACUCAGUGGCAUAAUUAACAAAAUGUUAUUAUUGAGCUAUUCAGGUUAUUAUUGUUGUGACUUUAUGACCCGCUAGUUAUCACAUAAUCUAUUCGCCAAUCAAAAUAUGACUUAUUCGCUCUUAUACUGUACUAAACCAAUGACGUCCGACCGGUCUAAUUAGCCUAGCGUCCUGUUGGUCAGUUGCUCGCCUAGUCCGUCCAGCUGAGUCCAGAAUGCCAAAAACAGCCUCCACUAUGGGAAUUAUUUAUUUCAGACAUACUGAGUUUAUAUACCAAACAAACAGACUGCGACGCAGCGUAAAAUAGGCAAUAACGUUCAUACACAGUAACGCCAAAAUGUGGCUAUGAACGUGGAAGGCAGUAGUCAAUAAACUCAACAUAGCUUAAGAACGGUCAAUCGUACAAUAAUAAUCUAUAGGUCAAAAUAAAGCUUAUAACAAGGGGAAUAUAGAUAUACAUAAUGUAGUUACUGAAUAUUUACAAUAUAAUAAUAUAUAAAUAAUAUUGGUACAUUAAUAGGUCUCAGACGUUACCCGUGAUAAUCUUCGUCUUCUAAUAUCGUUACCCGUAAUGUAAUCUUCACUAGGAUAUAACAACUAUCGAAUAUCAUUAAUAAAAUGGUAUAAACGAUGUUGAAUGACUUAAACUAGAAGUCACUUUCCGACUUGAUUGAUAGAAUAUUAUCAGAAUUAAACAUGCAUGACAUUAGUCACUAUUUGUACGACCACUAAUAUCCCAUGACAUUAAUCAAUAUUUAUUAUAUAUUUCUAUUUGAUAUAAAAAUACUGGUAUAGAGCUGGACACUAAAAUAAAUAUACAUCACAUGAAUCAAAUAAGAGACGAUAGGAGUAUAAUAAACAAAAACAUCGUUAAUCAACGAGAACAAUAUGUAGCGCAAAUAGUUUAGUUAAAAUAUAAGGUCGAUUUACUAAAGAAUUGUCACAGACUUUUGUUACAUCUGAAACCAUGUCGAUGAUUCUAACUACACAGAUAUGUAGAAUAUAUAUAUAGUGUUACAGGAGAACUGGAAAUACUUUACUGGUUAAAAACUGUACAAUUGUCAGCUUAUUGAAUGUUUAGUUGAAUGAUCGUGUAUAUUUAGAGCCUAUUAUAAGAUGAAGUUGAUCAAUCAUCUUCCUUAAUAUUGGGUUGCCCUUUCGAAAGUUCGAAAGAAAUCCUAGCUAAUGAAUAGUUUACAAUUUGCAAUGUGUAUUGUAAUAAACACUGAGAGCAUAUUGUAAACUCUUUGUUAAC
Schistosoma haematobium is the source of this 7451-nucleotide messenger RNA. Its product is annotated as 6-phosphofructo-2-kinase/fructose-2,6-bisphosphatase 3. The record is from RefSeq and is a predicted model, not a curated record. Gene Ontology annotation, cellular component: cytosol. Gene Ontology annotation, biological process: fructose 2,6-bisphosphate metabolic process; fructose metabolic process. NCBI's taxonomy places the organism in Eukaryota, Metazoa, Platyhelminthes, Trematoda, Strigeidida, Schistosomatidae. The coding region runs from base 105 to 1475 and encodes 456 amino acids. The transcript has 12 exons. Gene Ontology annotation, molecular function: fructose-2,6-bisphosphate 2-phosphatase activity; 6-phosphofructo-2-kinase activity; ATP binding.